Opisthorchis viverrini is the source of this 1418-nucleotide messenger RNA. RefSeq lists its product as hypothetical. Gene Ontology annotation, biological process: intraciliary transport; cilium assembly. The record is from RefSeq and is a predicted model, not a curated record. The transcript is spliced from 8 exons. Bases 1 to 1359 code for a protein of 452 amino acids. Gene Ontology annotation, cellular component: intraciliary transport particle B; centriole; cilium. NCBI's taxonomy places the organism in Eukaryota, Metazoa, Platyhelminthes, Trematoda, Opisthorchiida, Opisthorchiidae.
AUGAGACCACCGGAUUCGCUGAUCAACACAGCUCGAGAGAACACAAUAAUAUUCAACCAAACCAAAAAGGAAUACUUCACGUUGUCUGCUAAUUUUAAGGAGCUGUCGAAGCGCUUCAAAACGUUUUGGAAAUUUAUAGUAAAUAAAGAUGAAAUCACUCUUGAUCGGUUAAAUAUGGCUAACAUCUUUGUGAUUGCCGGUCCUACUGAAAAAUUCAGCGCAGCCGAGUUUUCGGUGAUGAAACAGUACAUAGAGAACGGUGGUUCAAUUCUGGUAUUAAUGGGCGAAAAUGGCGAAUGUAAAUACCCAACCAAUAUAAAUUUUCUACUGGAGCAAUAUGGAAUCAUGGUCAACAGCGAUGCAGUCGUCCGCACGUCCUACUUCAAAUAUUUCCAUCCUAAAGAAGCACUGAUUCCAAAUGGAAUACUAAAUCGGUACCCUGGACUGCUUUUGUUUUCCAAAUAUACGUGUUUCUUCAGGGCGAUGGCCGAGGCUGCAAACAGGUCAAUCACAAACACUGCUAUUGAGGAUGUACCACACAAGAUGGCAAUGCAGUUUGUUUAUCCUUAUGGAUCCACACUGAAUGUCGCCAAACCAGCCAUUGCUCUACUUUCUACGGGAAGCGUUGCAUUUCCACUUAAUAGACCUGUUUGUGCUGUUUAUAAGGUCGAGGGUAAUGGUGGUGGAGCACUUGCGGUCGUUGGUAGCGCGGCUAUGUUUUCUGAUGCUUAUGUCACAAAAGAAGAUAACCUAAAAAUUCUCGAGAUCCUGCUGAGCUACCUUUCAAAUGACGCCAUAAAGCUGAAUAUUAUCGAUGCCGAAGACCCCGAAAUCGAGCCCUACCAUCAAGUUCCAGAUAUCACAAGCCUGGCAAACAAUUUAAAAUCAUGUCUUCAAGAAAGUGAUGAACUUCCUCAAAAUUUUGCGGAACUUUUCAACCAAGGACUGUUCAAUAUGAACUUGAGCCUUGUUCCUAAGGCUCUUGAAGCAUAUGAAAAGCUACGUGUGAAACAUGAACCAUUAAGCCUGAUAACCCCACAGUUUGAGACACCACUGCCACCUGUUCAACCCGCGGUAUUUCCACCGAACUUUCGUGAACCUGGUCCUCCACCACUAGAACUAUUUGACCUGGAUGAGCAAUUCUCAACUUCCAAGGCCCGCUUAGCCCAAGUAACCAACAAAUGCACUGAAGACGAUUUAGAGUAUUUUGUCCGCGAAUGUGGUGACAUACUGGCAGUAUCAAGGAAAAUCCCCAGCGAGAAACGCUGUGCACGUGUUAUCCUAGAAGUCAUUUUCAACGAACUAGUGGAAUUCAAGAAGCUCAGUCAAGAACAAGAAGAAGCCUGUACUGCCUGGUAAACGCCUGUUCGGAUACAAUGAUUAAAUUCAACAUUCCGACGACCACCAUUGCAUAUCCA